Molecule: messenger RNA, 300 nt
Organism: Ostertagia ostertagi
Lineage: Eukaryota; Metazoa; Nematoda; Chromadorea; Rhabditida; Trichostrongylidae
Source: the annotation of a GenBank genome assembly
UCUCUUGAAGAUGAGGAGGCAGAAGGACGUGUAACGCUUGACAGUCUCUUAGAAGUUCUAAAUCAGCAAGCUGUUGAAAGCGACGAUGCAUAUGAUGAGGUGUACCUUACCGAACAAAAAUGGGAUAUUUCGAAGAGAGGUUCUGUUGAAAAAAAUGUCAUCCUUCUAGCGAAUCGCACCAAAGGCUACUGCCAGAAAUCAAUGGGCAAAGCGAAUAUAGCCGGUGGACAAGAUUUUAGUCAACGAAUGCUCCGAAGCUCAAGGAGCAAUCGUUCGGGUACUUUUUUAUAUGAGAUUUAA